Humulus lupulus (European hop) is the source of this 1609-nucleotide messenger RNA. Its product is annotated as tubulin alpha-1 chain. Gene Ontology annotation, molecular function: GTP binding; structural constituent of cytoskeleton. Bases 84 to 1439 code for a protein of 451 amino acids. NCBI's taxonomy places the organism in Eukaryota, Viridiplantae, Streptophyta, Magnoliopsida, Rosales, Cannabaceae. The transcript has 4 exons. The record is from RefSeq and is a predicted model, not a curated record. Gene Ontology annotation, cellular component: cytoplasm; microtubule. Gene Ontology annotation, biological process: mitotic cell cycle; microtubule cytoskeleton organization.
AAAAACCCUAGGCAAUCUAAGAUAUUUCUAUCGAAAAAACAGUAACAAAGCCUAAAAAAGAAGAAGAGAAAAGAAGAAGAAAUAUGAGAGAGUGCAUUUCGAUCCACAUUGGUCAGGCUGGAAUCCAAGUCGGUAACUCCUGUUGGGAGCUCUACUGCCUUGAACAUGGCAUUCAGCCUGAUGGACAAAUGCCCAGUGACAAAACCGUAGGAGGCGGAGACGAUGCCUUCAACACAUUUUUCAGUGAAACCGGCGCCGGAAAGCACGUUCCCCGUGCUGUGUUUUUGGAUCUUGAGCCGACCGUCAUCGAUGAAGUGAGGACCGGGACUUACCGCCAGCUUUUCCAUCCCGAACAGCUCAUUAGUGGAAAGGAAGACGCAGCCAAUAACUUCGCUAGAGGCCAUUACACUAUUGGCAAAGAGAUAGUAGAUCUAUGCCUUGACAGAAUCCGAAAGCUCGCUGAUAACUGUACCGGGCUUCAAGGGUUUCUGGUUUUCCACGCUGUUGGUGGUGGAACUGGAUCUGGUCUGGGAUCUCUGCUUCUCGAGAGACUCUCUGUUGACUAUGGGAAAAAAUCGAAACUUGGGUUUACUGUUUACCCGUCUCCUCAGGUCUCCACCUCCGUUGUUGAACCUUACAACAGUGUUUUGUCCACUCACUCCCUUUUGGAACACACAGAUGUGUCUGUUCUUCUGGAUAACGAGGCUAUCUACGAUAUUUGCCGAAAAUCACUUGACAUUGAAAGACCCACUUACACUAAUCUGAACAGGCUUGUAUCUCAGGUUAUUUCAUCCCUCACUGCUUCUCUUCGCUUCGACGGAGCUCUUAACGUGGAUGUGACGGAGUUCCAAACCAAUCUUGUCCCUUACCCUCGAAUCCAUUUCAUGCUUUCUUCAUAUGCUCCUGUGAUUUCUGCAGAGAAAGCCUACCACGAGCAACUUUCAGUGUCUGAAAUCACAAACAGUGCUUUCGAACCAUCUUCUAUGAUGGCCAAAUGUGAUCCUCGGCAUGGAAAAUACAUGGCUUGUUGUUUGAUGUACAGGGGAGACGUUGUGCCAAAAGACGUGAACGCAGCAGUCGCCACCAUCAAGACCAAGAGGACUAUUCAGUUCGUUGAUUGGUGCCCAACUGGGUUCAAGUGCGGUAUAAACUACCAGCCACCUACAGUGGUUCCAGGAGGUGACUUGGCUAAGGUUCAGAGAGCUGUUUGUAUGAUUUCAAACUCCACUAGUGUUGCCGAGGUGUUCUCUAGGAUUGACCAUAAGUUUGACUUGAUGUACGCAAAGAGAGCUUUUGUGCAUUGGUAUGUUGGUGAAGGUAUGGAAGAGGGUGAGUUUUCGGAAGCCAGAGAAGACUUGGCUGCACUUGAGAAGGACUAUGAGGAAGUUGGGGCAGAAUCUGCUGAAGGAGAUGAUGAUGACGAGGGAGAGGAGUACUAAGCUUUCGUUAUAGAAGUAUUUUGUUCUGCCAAUGUACUCAUUGGUCUGUAACUGAUAUUACAACACCCACUAUCCUUUGUUUUUGAUUUGUUGCUAGUUACAUUUUGUGCUUCGGUUAGUUUUAUUCAAUGGAUGGUUUCAGUAUAACAAAUGUUCAUUUUGCUUCAAAA